This is a messenger RNA of Penicillium olsonii, 1809 nucleotides long. The record is from the annotation of a GenBank genome assembly. NCBI's taxonomy places the organism in Eukaryota, Fungi, Ascomycota, Eurotiomycetes, Eurotiales, Aspergillaceae.
AUGCCCUCAAUACCAUUCUCGGCCAUCAGAUGGCUGAUUUCCACAUUGUCAUUGGUAAACGUGGCAUCUGCCGCGUUGAACGCAGCAGAUUACUAUGUGCACUCCUUACCAGGAGCUCCGCAGGGGCCCUUCCUGAAGAUGCAUGCCGGACACGUCGAAGUGAAACCCGAAAUCAACGGAAACCUAUUCUUCUGGCACUUCCAGAACCGCCACAUCGCCAACCGACAGCGCACCGUGAUCUGGCUGAAUGGGGGUCCAGGAUGUAGCUCUAUGGACGGUGCGUUGAUGGAGGUGGGCCCUUACCGUUUGAAGGACGACCAUACACUGGAAUACAACCCGGGCCGGUGGGAUGAGUUUGCGAACCUCUUGUUUGUCGACAACCCUGUGGGAACCGGCUUCAGCUAUGCGAGCAGCAAUGGCUACAUCCAUGAGCUGGACGAGAUGGCCGAUCAGUUUAUCGUCUUCAUGGACAAGUUCUUUGAAAUGUUCCCCGAGUUCGAAUCCGACGAUCUCUACUUUGCGGGUGAGUCGUAUGCUGGCCAGCAUAUCCCUUAUAUCGCGAAGGCCAUCCAGGAGCGCAACAAGGCCGUUAAAGAAUCCGGAGAAGGUCACCAAUGGCCCCUCAAGGGCUUGCUUAUUGGCAAUGGAUGGAUCUCGCCGGAAGACCAGUACCCCUCGUAUAUGAAGUACAUUGAGAGAGAACGUCUUAUCGAGCUAGGCUCAACUCUUCAUGCCAACCUGGACUCCCUCAAUGAGGUCUGUCUCUCAAACCUGGAGACGCCCGCUGCAAAGAACAAGAUCAGCGUCUCGUCUUGCGAGUUUGUCCUUGAAUCGUUCUUGGACCUCACUACGGAAGAUGGAAAAUGCAUGAACCAGUACGAUAUCCGCCUAAAGGAGGACUCUUCGUGUGGCAUGAGCUGGCCACCAGAUCUCACAAACAUUCAGCCCUAUCUGAGACGGCCAGAUGUCAUUAAGGCCCUGAAUAUCAACCCAGCCAAGAAAGAAGCUUGGCAGGAGUGCAAUUACAAGGUUGGCUCAAACUUCAAGCCACAGACCGUCCCCGCCGUCAAGCUCCUGCCCGAUCUCAUCGAAUCGGGAAUCAACAUUCUCCUAUUCAGCGGUGACAAGGACCUUAUCUGCAACCACAUUGGCACCGAGACUAUGAUCCACAAUAUGAAGUGGAAAGGCGGGACUGGCUUUGAGACAAGCCCUGGUGUGUGGGCCCCGCGCCACGACUGGACUUUCGAAGGCGAGCCGGCAGGCAUUUACCAGUAUGCCCGCAACCUGACCUAUGUCCUGUUCUACAACUCCAGUCAUAUGGUUCCCUUCGAUGUCCCGCGCCAGAGUCGGGACAUGCUCGAUCGCUUUAUGAAGGUCGACAUCGCCAGCAUCGGUGGCAUGCCAACAGAUUCCCGUAUUGACGGAGAGAAGCUGCCGCAGACAUCGGUCGGUGGUCAGGCUAACAGCACGGCGGCAGAGAAGCACGAGAAGGAGAAGCUCAAGCAGACCGAGAUGAAAGCCUACACGAAGUCUGGAGAGGCGAUUCUCGUCAUUGUCAUCAUCGGUGUUACUAUCUGGGGAUUCUUCAUUUGGCGCAGUCGCCGUGCGAACAAGGGGUACCGUGGCGUCAAGGAUGAUCAGCUCGAUAGUUCGCCGUUGAACCGCUUCGCGAAGCGUUCUGGAAGAGACGUCGAGGUUGGUGAUUUCGACGAGGCGGAGCUAGACAACCUUCAUUCUCCCGAUGGAGAGCACUAUGCUGUUGGCGAUGCCAGUGAUGACGAGCAUGAGCAUGAACACGAGAGAAGGUGA